Messenger RNA from Anarrhichthys ocellatus (wolf-eel), 831 nucleotides. It is a transcript of the gene mia, whose product is annotated as MIA SH3 domain containing. Gene Ontology annotation, biological process: extracellular matrix organization. Gene Ontology annotation, molecular function: protein binding. The transcript has 4 exons. The record is from RefSeq and is a predicted model, not a curated record. The coding region runs from base 136 to 522 and encodes 128 amino acids. Lineage: Eukaryota; Metazoa; Chordata; Actinopteri; Perciformes; Anarhichadidae.
UAGAAAAGGGAACUGCCAUCACUUUUACCACCGUCUCAGAGACGGCAAACAGACAAAAGAGAAUAAAAAGCCCACAAGACCUUCACCAAGCGUAAAACGAGGCCAUUGGAUCACUAGGUGUGCUCACAUACAAACAUGCCUGGCAAACUCUGGCUUGUUCUUUCACUGUGGCUUGUGCUGCCAACCUCUGAAGCUGGAAGGCAAAUGCCUAACCUCUCUGACAAGAAACUCUGCGCUGACUCCGACUGCAGCCAUCCCAUCUUGAUAGCACGUGCACUGCAGGACUACUACCCUGGAGACUGCAGGUUCAUCCCAAUCAGACAGGGGCAGCUCAUCUAUGUCUAUGCAAUGCUAAAGGACAGAGGGAACCUCUUCUGGGCCGGCAGUGUUCAAGGAUCCUAUUAUGGAGAGCAGGAGGCUCGCAUUGGACACUUCCCCAGCAGCAUAGUGGAGGAGAUUCAUCUUCUCAUGCAAGCCAGCACCGAAGUCAAGACUACUAAAUGGGACUUCUACUGUAACUGAUGUUGCCUUCACCAAUGAAGAAAACAACAAUGUAGUCAACUACAUUACAAGAUAACUUGAGUAUCAUAUGACCUUAUAAACAUAGAUGACAAUAAGUAGGUUUGCUUAUCCACACUGUUGAUAAUCUGCACUUCAGAAGAUAUGAACAGCUCAUAUGAUUCUGCUGUCAGAUUUCAUAACUGAGGUUUCAAAUCGCCGGCUGAAGAAAUGACCAUUGCUGCUUAACGCUUCAUAUUUAACUUGUGUUUGUGUAUUCUCUGUAAUACUCCAUCAUACUGUUUGUAUCUGUUUGUCACAUAUUAAAAUGAU